Messenger RNA from Myzus persicae (green peach aphid), 2849 nucleotides. RefSeq lists its product as uncharacterized. The transcript is spliced from 13 exons. The coding region runs from base 137 to 2743 and encodes 868 amino acids. The record is from RefSeq and is a predicted model, not a curated record. NCBI's taxonomy places the organism in Eukaryota, Metazoa, Arthropoda, Insecta, Hemiptera, Aphididae.
GGAACGCACGUGCGCCGGUUAUUAUGAUAUUUUACGAUGAUAACGUCGUGUUCACAAGUUACAACUGUCCAACAAUCAACAAUCUUGCAUUCUUGCUAGUUAAUACUAAAGUAUUAUAACUUCUAAGGCCGUCAAAAUGUUGCGAAACUCAAAACUAUAUAGUUGUUUCGAAAAGCUUAACGUUGAUUAUCCUGAAGGUGAAAUUGUGCAGAUCAAUGAUGAAUUCCGAAAAGCAGUUGAAGAGAUAUGUGAUGCAUUACUCCAUACAAAGAUUGGAUUUUCCAGUGUUACCCAAGAUUCACAAAUGAUGUAUAUUUUCAGAUAUUCAUCUUCAAUAAUAACACGUUUUCUAAAUGCUGAUAAUGAUGAACCUCUUGAUGUCUCAAAUUUUACUGUAUUUAUGAAAUUUAUUCGACUUAUUACAAAGCUUAAAACUUUGGUAAUAUCAGAAUUCAUUGAUAGCUGUUUUAUGAGAAAAGAUGACCUCGAUUCAGUUGUAUUUAACUAUAACAAAGAACAGAAUAUAUGCGAUACUUAUAAAUCAAAACUAAAAUACUUUGAAACCAACUCCGAUGAAUCAGAAAUAUACUUGGUAAAUGAGUAUUUUACAUAUUUUCUAUUUGAACAUAUCAGAAUGCUAUCAAAAUUAAAUAACAAAAAUGUACCUCUAGAAAAAAAUAUUAAGCUCUUAUUAGAAGUUGCUAAUGAUGAAAUGUUGGUUAAACAUUUCCAUGUUAUUUCAGAUAUUCUUCCCCAAACAACAAAAUUACUUAUUUUGAAAAAAAUUACAAAUUGUAUUGCCAAGCCUGAGUUUAAUUUACAAAGUUGUGAAUUUCUGAAGUCUAAAAAUAAAGAUUACAAGUUAGAAAUGUGUGCUGUAACCUUUUUUACGCUUCAGAACAUUUGUGAAGAAUUAGAAAAUCGAAAAAUUAAACAAUCAUCACAAAUUUUAUCCAAGUUUAAUGUUGAAAGUAUUAUUUCUUUAAUUGAUUCACCUUUUGAUGACCUUUUUGAAAAAACUUUUGAAGAAUCAGCAAAACGUAUUACAUUUUCUGAAUACCAAAACAUCAUAGAUUUUCCUUCAGAGAAAAUCAAAAAGUGUCUAAAAAUCUUAGAAUUAUUAUGUAUUUCGUUAAGAGGUCAUCAAAAACAAAUUCAUAACAGUCCGUUUUCAAUUGUACUUUUAUCCGUACUUUCUGAUUUUAUAAUGGCUACUAAUCUUGACAAUUCUACUAUUAUAAUGUUGAUUGAAAUUAUUAUUGGCUUUUUAGAAAUCAGUAGACUUCCUAUGCAUUUCCUUGCAGUAUCUUUUGCGUUUAAUAUUUAUCAAAAAUGUAAAUCUAAUGAAGAGCUGGGAUAUAAAUUGAUACAUUUAUUUAAAAGUAUUUCAAACAGUAUAAACAAACAAUAUGGAUUACAAAAACAAGGGAUAAUAAAGGAUUUGAAAAAAUGUAUAAAGGUUGACAAAAAUUGUGUAGAUAAAGCAAUUCUAAUAUCAUGUUUCUUGAGUGAUAUUCCUGAAACACAUUUGAUUACAAAUACAGUCUACAUUGAAUUUAAUUAUGCUCUAAAUGAAUUUGUAUUACUUUCUUCUUCCAACUACAUCUCAGAAAAGCAUCUUUUAGUUUAUCCUUACGCUGUAUCAUUGAAUUUUUCAAUAGUAAAUCAAAAUGAAGAUUGUUUAUUCAACAAUUUAUCUAUACUUGAAGACUACAUUACCAUUUUAUUCAACAAAGAUGUAAAAGUGCGUUUGGAAGAUAAAAAAUUUCUCUUAAAUACUAUUUGUAAACAUUAUGAAGUGGUUGAUCAUUGUUUACCAAAAAAGUUCUUAUUAAAAUGUUGGGAAUAUGUAUUAAACCCUAUUAACAUGGAUGAUAAUAUUUCUAAAGUAUUAUUAAAUUUAUGUUCUUCUAAUGAUUUAAUACAAUUCAUAAGUAUUUUGAAAAUUGAAACAAUAAAAAUCAUUGAAGGAAAUGAAUCAGUUAAAAAUCAAGAUUAUUAUGAAUAUAUUCAUAAACUGUGGUCAUUUUUACUAAACAUUUCAUUUUUCAAUCAAAAAAAAAAAAUUCGCAAGGAUCACAUAAAUCAUUUUUGUUUUGUUUUAAAUAGAACUUGCUUAUUUAACACAAAAAAAAUUCAAACAGAACAAGGUUUAAUUUUAUUAUUAAAAUUAGUUUGUUCAUUACUGCAAAUACCCUGGAUCAACAAAACUACAAUGAUGAAUUGUUCAUUGAGAAUAAUGACUUUUGUCGAAAAAAGUACAAGCAAAGCAGCUCAAUUACUUAUAGAAGCUUCUGAACUAAUGAUAGUUCUUUAUAAAUGUCCAAAUAAUUCUAUAAAACCAUAUUUAGGACUAUAUGUUACCACAUUUUCCAACUUUUUAAAAAAAUGUUUCUCAUCUGUUACAAUGGACAUGUCUACAGACUCAUCGUUGGAUAAAAAUUACUAUAUACCUUUCCACAAACUUGAAAAAUGUUCAAGAUUAUUCAAACAAAAUAAAAGCGAUUUUGAUGUUAUAUGUCGUUAUGUUAUAGAAGACAUAAUUGAAAUUGUUUCAAAAGAAGUUAUUUUUAUCGGCCCAAUUAUGAGACAUUAUUUUAAUAUCAUCUUCAAUUUUAUGGACAUCUGUUCAUUUGAUGAAAUGAAGAUGCUUAUGUUUAAUAUUCAAGGACCUGAUUUAAUUAUGUUAAGAAAUGCAUACACUGAGUACAGAGAAAAUGUUAGAUUUACUGGAAGACUUUAAUUGUGCAUGAAUAAAUUUUGAAAUUGUUAACUGUUAUUUUUUAUACUAUUGUGUCUGUAUCAUUAAAGUAUUAAGUAAAUACAAUUAUAUUUAUGUUCAACUCAUA